GCGUCACCGUUUUUGGCUGGACUUGCAGUAGCUGCGACUGCACUUGCUGGUAGAUAUGGAAUCCAAGCAUGGCAAGCAUUCAAGGCAAGACCACCAAGGCCCAAAAUCAAGAAAUUCUAUGACGGCGGUUUUCAGCCUACGAUGACGAAAAGGGAAGCUGCUCUUAUUCUUGGCAUCAGGGAGAAUGUUCCGGCGGAGAAAGUGAAGGAAGCACACAGGAAAGUGAUGGUUGCAAACCAUCCAGAUGCAGGUGGUAGCCAUUUCUUGGCUUCUAAGAUCAAUGAAGCUAAAGACGUGAUGCUCGGCAAAACUAAAGGCAGUGGUUCCGCUUUUUGA
Messenger RNA from Thlaspi arvense, 336 nucleotides. NCBI's taxonomy places the organism in Eukaryota, Viridiplantae, Streptophyta, Magnoliopsida, Brassicales, Brassicaceae. The record is from the annotation of a GenBank genome assembly.